GGCAUGGACCGGCGGCCCGGGGCGCGGGGGCGCUAGGGCCCCAGAGGGGCGCCCCCCGUCUCGCCACCGCUGCUGCCGCCGGGCCGCCCUCCGCAGCAGCGCGCCCUGCCCGCUCCAGCCGCCCCCGGGGCCGCCGCCGGCCCAUGAGCCCCGACCUCAAAGUUUGCGGCGGGCGGGCGGGCGCGGAGCCUCCAAGAUGCCGUUCCACCCGGUGACGGCGGCGUUGAUGUACCGGGGCAUCUACACCGUGCCCAACCUGCUGUCGGAGCAGCGCCCCGUGGACAUCCCUGAGGACGAACUGGAGGAGAUCCGUGAGGCCUUCAAAGUCUUUGACCGCGAUGGCAAUGGCUUCAUUUCCAAGCAGGAGCUGGGUGCGGCCAUGCGCUCCCUGGGCUACAUGCCCAAUGAGGUGGAGCUAGAAGUUAUCAUCCAGCGGCUGGACAUGGAUGGCGAUGGCCAAGUGGACUUUGAGGAGUUUGUGACCCUCCUGGGACCCAAGCUUUCCACCUCGGGGAUCCCAGAGAAGUUCCACGGCACUGACUUUGACACUGUCUUCUGGAAGUGUGACAUGCAGAAGCUGACUGUGGACGAGCUGAAGCGGCUGCUGUAUGACACCUUCUGUGAGCACCUGUCCAUGAAGGACAUCGAGAACAUCAUCAUGACGGAGGAGGAAAGCCACCUGGGCACCGCCGAGGAGUGCCCCGUGGAUGUGGAGACCUGCUCCAACCAGCAGAUCCGCCAGACGUGCGUGCGCAAGAGCCUGAUCUGCGCCUUCGCCAUCGCCUUCAUCAUCAGCGUCAUGCUCAUCGCAGCCAACCAGGUGCUGCGCAGCGGCAUGAAGUAGGCACACACGGUGCGUGGGGCCGUCUCCACGUCCCCCACCACCCGCAGUCCUCUCCCACACUCGGCUCCCGGGGCCACUGCCGCGUGUCCUUCGAUGCCAGGACGUCUGGCAACCCCACCCUACCUGCCCCUGCGGGCCCUUGCAUGGGGCCGAGGCCCGGCUGCGGAGGGCCUGACGGGGGCUCUGAGGACAGCCCCCGGCCCCGCCUGCACCCUGCCCACCCUGGCCUGUAUGUAGCACUAACUCUUCCCUCCCACUGUCCAGAGGCUCCUGGGAAAUUUAGGAAGCAUUUGUACAGGGUCCAGUAGCGGAUGUGGUCACUUAGGCGGGAAGGAGGCACCCUGUGCCCAGGGCCACACAGCCAACCUGACCCUGGUCCCUGAGAUUUGCCCAGGGCUGUGUGCAGGGUGGAGAUGGGGGCAGGAGGCUUCCUCCUGGAGAGGGGGUGAGGCUGGGGUCUCCCGGGCGCUAUUCGCUGGCCAAGCCUGAGGAGGCCCCUGGCCCUCUGUGGGUCCCUUUCUCUGACCCUCCUUAGACUCAAGCCCAGCCUUCCUCUAUGCACCCACUGGGGCCGGAGAAUUUGCCCAUUUCACAGUUGAGGAGCCUGAGGCUCAGAGGGCCUCUGGAUUCAGUACCCCCUUCAACAGGGAUUUUUAGGAAGGGCAAAAGCUCACAGCAGAUGGGGCAUCUGAGGUGGCCCUGCAGUCUCUGUGCCCUUUAAGCCCCCCGGUCGAGGACCGCACUGGCCACCACCCAGCACAGAAUCUAGAACUGGAGUGCAGUGAGGAGGGAAGCAGACCAGGGGCCUGGAGCCUCCACAUCGCCUGAACAGCCUGUGUGAUCUCCCCAUCAGUCCGGGGGGCUCCUCCCGGGCACAAGCCUUGGGAGGGGCCCUGUGUCAUGCUGGGCCGAGGGGCUGGUGUAGCCCCGCACUGCCGGUGCCAGGAAGCUCAGUCAGGCCGCUCCCCCAAGUCCAGGGCCUGUCUUCCCGGGGCCCCCAACUUCCCUAUACUGUCCAGGCCAGAGACACAGCUCCCACCGUGCCCCCGUUGUGCCAUCUCUCGUUCGGGCACCAGCUCGGCUUGGGCAGAUGCGGGGACUGGGACAGCAGACUGAGUCCUCGAGCUCCUCUCCCAGGUCUGGAGCCCCCUUUCAUCGGGGUGACCAUCCCAGCCACACUGGUGCACCCUCUGCCCAGCCGUGCUGAGCCUCUGCCGGCCCUACUGGGAGAAGGGCAACAGCACUCCUCACCCAGCAGAGGGCCUCAUCUCAACGCCAGUCCCGCCCGUCCUCUGACCAGGGGCGGAGGCGUGAAGCUGAGGGCGCCGGGCGAGCAGGAAGCCAGACCAUCACGGUGACAGACUUUCUUUAUGAACAUCCAGAAGGAAGUUUUCUCACCCGUCUUCUCAGGAUGUCCCAUGAGAGUGGGAGGGAGGAGCUGCCUAGAGUAGAGCUCAGAUCGGGGCUGUACCUGGUAGGGCGACUCUGGGGCCUCUGUCCAGCCAGUCUGAGCCGAUGGCUUCAGAAGCUCUACGGGAGGCAGCAGGCGAGGGCCUCAGCAUCCCCAGUAGGAGCCCUUAUCUUUAUUGUGACUGACACGAAGGCUGCCCAGAUGGGGGUCAGGUGGGGAUGAGGGGCUCAGCCCCACUGGACACUGGGCUGCAGGGGCCACCCCCCGGGUGGGGGUGCCCGCAGGGAUGGAGGCAGCUCCUGGACUGGUGGCCAGCCUAUGGGGUACUGGAAGAUGGUGGUUCUCAUGGGUUCAGCCCUGGAGAGAAGGAGAAAGAGAAUUAGAAUGGGGCCCAGCACAGGCCCAGGCUGGGGCACCUCCCCCCCAGCUCCCCCUCUCCCCACCGCCCCAGCUACGGGAAAGGUCAGCUGCUCGCAUGACCUUUCUGGAAGGCAGAGCCUCAAAAACAUGCAGACCCUUUGAGCCAGCAACCUCACCUCUAGGAAGGAGCCCAAGUGAAAUAGCAGGGUUGUGGGCAGAGACUGAGCUACAAGAAGCAGAAAUAACCUGUGUCCACCUGUGGGGGGCUGAUUAAAUACAUAUGCACGUCCACAGCAGAGAAUGCUAUGCAGCCUGCAUAAAAGUAAAGGCAGACUUGUAUGCACUGAUAAGGAAAGGUGUCAUGAUGUACUGUGUGAGUAGAGAGAAAAAGCAGCUUAUAAAAUAAUGUAUAUAGCAUGAUACUAUUUUUGUUUAAAGAUAUAUAACAUAUAUAAAUGCAUAAAAAAAAACCCUGGAAGACACAGCAAAA
Molecule: messenger RNA, 3105 nt
Organism: Zalophus californianus (California sea lion)
Lineage: Eukaryota; Metazoa; Chordata; Mammalia; Carnivora; Otariidae
Gene: CABP7
Product: calcium binding protein 7
Exons: 5
Coding region: 197-844 (215 amino acids)
Molecular function (GO): calcium ion binding
Source: RefSeq, a predicted model, not a curated record